Messenger RNA from Medicago truncatula (barrel medic), 1749 nucleotides. Its product is annotated as zinc finger MYM-type protein 1-like. The coding region runs from base 1 to 1749 and encodes 582 amino acids. Lineage: Eukaryota; Viridiplantae; Streptophyta; Magnoliopsida; Fabales; Fabaceae. The transcript is spliced from 3 exons. The record is from RefSeq and is a predicted model, not a curated record.
AUGGAAAGAAAAGUUAAGAAGAAGAGUGUAACACUUGAUCAUUUUUAUAAGAAGAGAGCUUGUGAGAGUGAAAGAGAUGAACAAGGAAUGACUCCUCCAUCUCAACCUAUUAAAGUUCCAAGAAUUGAAGAAGACAUAACUCAUAUGACUCAACCUGUUGAUGUUCAAAGAAUUGAAGAAUUGCAUAACGCGGGUGAUUUUUUGAAUUCUUUAGAACGUGAUCCUGGAAAGCGUUCCCCAAUAUGGACAUUUCCAGCAAAUCAUGUGGAUGAAAUACGAAGAGCUUAUCUGAAUUGGGGUCCAUAUCAAAUCCAUUUAGAAGAAUAUCCUUUGUCUGGUUUUAGAGGUUGGAAGAGAGUUAGAGAUGGAAAGAAUUGUGCUUUUCUUAAGCACAUUGGGAAGGAUCCUUGCUCACAUCACAACAAUGCAGUGAAAGCUUGUAAUGACUUGUUGAAUCAAAGGGCACACAUUAGACAUGGAUUUCAAAAACAAAGCUCAAGUCAAAUUAUGAAUAACCGACUACGUCUCAAGGCUUCAAUUGAUGUUGUUCGUUGGUUAACACUUCAAGCUUGUGCUUUUAGGGGUCACGACGAAAAGGUUAUAUCAAAAAACCAAGGUAAUUUUCUUGAGUUGCUAAAACUUUUGGCCUCUUAUAAUGAUGAAGUUGCACAAGUUGUGUUGAAUAAUGCUCCAAAGAAUGGAAAAUAUACUUGCCAUCAAGUUCAAAAAGAGCUCUUGGCAAUUCUUUCUAGUAGAGUGAAAAAACAUAUCCGUGAGGAAAUUGGUGAUUCCAAGUUUUGUAUCAUUGUAGAUGAAGCUCGCGAUGAGUCACAAAAGGAACAAAUGGCUCUUGUGUUAAGAUUUGUUGAUAAAGAUGGUUUAAUACAAGAGCGAUUUUUUGAUAUGAGAUGUGUUACCAGCACUACAUCUUUAAGUCUUAAGGAAGCAGUGUGUGAUAUACUUUCUCGACAUAACCUUGAUGUUUCUAACCUUCGUGGUCAAGGGUAUGAUGGUGCAAGCAAUAUGAGAGGAGAAUGGAACGGUUUACAAGCAUUGUUUAUGAAGGAUUGUCCUUAUGCAUACUACAUCCAUUGUUUUGCUCAUAGAUUACAACUUGCCUUGGUUACUGCAUCAAGAGAAGUCAAACCAAUUCAUAAAUUCUUUGAGAAACUGACUUUUAUUGUCAAUGCUGUUUGUUCUUCUCCUAAGAGACAUGAUGAGUUACAAGCUGCCCAACUAAAAGAAAAUGAAUAUUUGUUGGAAAUUGAAGAGAUUGUACCUGGUAAAGGUGCAAACCAAAUUGGUACUGUGAAACGGGAAACAGAUACUCGAUGGGGAUCACAUUUCAGUUCUAUUUGUAGCUUGAUCCGCAUGUAUGAAGCAACUUGUUUUGUUUUAAAAAAAAUUGCAAAGGAAGCAACAAAUUAUUCUACAAGUGGGAAUGCUGACAGUGCUUACAAUUACUUGAAGUCAUUUGAUUUUAUAUUUAUCUUGCAUUUGAUGAAAGAAAUUAUGGGGAUAACAGAUGUGCUUUGUCAAGCCUUGCAACUACAAGCUCAAGAUGUAGUUAAUGCUAUGUUUCUGGUUCGUAACACAAAAACUCUUAUUCAACAAUUGAGAGAAGAUGGUUGGGAUAAAUUACUUGCUAAUGUGAGAUAUUUUUGUGUAAGACAUGCUAUUGAGAUUCCUGAUCUCGAUGAUUUGCAUUCAACAACAAGAUUUGGACGCUCUCGUCUCGAAGAGAACUAG